This is a messenger RNA of Orbicella faveolata, 1032 nucleotides long. RefSeq names its product 5-hydroxytryptamine receptor 2A-like. Gene Ontology annotation, biological process: G protein-coupled receptor signaling pathway. Gene Ontology annotation, molecular function: G protein-coupled receptor activity. The record is from RefSeq and is a predicted model, not a curated record. Gene Ontology annotation, cellular component: membrane. NCBI's taxonomy places the organism in Eukaryota, Metazoa, Cnidaria, Anthozoa, Scleractinia, Merulinidae.
AUGCCGUUUUCGGAGGGCUGCCAUGAGGAGGAUAUUCCUCGGUACAUUUCAUGGUCUUCUGUUGCUAUUAGCAGUGUUCUGUGCAUCAUAACUGUACCAGGUAAUCUGCUGACGUGCAUUGCGAUCAUUAAAGAUCCUUACAAAGACUUACGAACGCCUUUCAACUAUUUUGUAAUCAACUUGGCUGCCGCUGAUUUGAUCGUUGGCUGUGUAACCGAGCCUGCCUUUAUCAUUUAUCACAUCAAGAAAGCCGUAAAAGGACAAAAGUUGCAGGUGCUCUGGAUAUUUCACUUGACGUAUUUCAUGUCACUUACGGCCUCACUUCUGAGCCUGUCAGCCUUGACAGUGGACCGCUGCCUGACGAUUACGUCACCUUUUCACCGAAGGCUCAAGCAAAGGCACGGAUAUCUGACCUCUGCUGUUAUUUGGUGCGUGUCGUUCAGCGUUCCCUUGAUUUACCUUGUGGUAGAAUUUUACGUGUUCUUGUUUGUAUUCGCUAAUACGGCAACGCUGGUAGUUUUUGUUAUUCUCGUUAUUUCUCACAAACGUAUUGCAAAGACAAUGCAAGAUCACGUGCGGCAUUGGGAUUCAGCACACAAUAAUGACAUAAAACGAAGAGCCCUAGCGACGGAGAGGCAAAUCACCAGAUCUUUCAUGAUGAUGUUGACGCUUUUCUGCUCCGCUGUGUUCCCAUCAUGCAUCAUUACAUAUGUCAUAGGUUUCUGUACUACGUGCUCUUGUGACGUCAUUAACACUUUGCGUGAUGUUUACUUUAUUUUGCCAAUGGUGAUUUCAGCCACCAAUCAUUUGCUUUACUCUAUGAGAAUGAGGAAUUUUCGCAGAGCGUUUUCAUUGUUAUUCAAGACCUCUGUUUUGCAAGCCACUCGCUCGAGACAAUCCUAUUGGGUGAAGAAAAUUGCAGACGAAAACGAGGAGAAAGGUGCUAAGAAAACAACGAGGAUGGAAAGCUUGCCAUCGCACGCGAAUUAUAAAAUUAAACGCCUGCGUUUUAAAAUGAUGGACUCGAACUGA